UAACAAUAAUAAAGAAGAAGACGACGACGACUUCCGGUCGGCAGCAGGCUGACUCAGGAGUCUCAUCAUGGCAGCAGAGAACGAUGUCGUGUCAGAGAUCGAGGUGCUGCAGUCGAUUUACCUGGACGAGCUGCAGCUGAAGAGGACAGAGGGGGACAGGGCCUGGGAGGUGAGCUUGGUGCUGUAUCCGUCCACCGCUGAGGACUCUGUCUCCCAGUUUGUCCGACUGACCCUCACCCUGACCCUGGAUCAGCAGUAUCCCUCGUCUCCUCCAAUUAUCUCCAUCCACAAUCCUCGAGGCCUUUCUGAUGACAAGCUCAACAGUGUCCAAAAGUGUCUUCAGCUGGAGGCUCAGUCCUGUCUCGGCUCACCCGUGUUGUAUCAGCUCAUCGAGAAAGCAAAAGAAAUCCUGACCGAAAGUAAUAUUCCUCACGGGAACUGCGUCAUUUGUCUCUACGGAUUUAAGGAAGGAGAAACAUUCACCAAGACCAGCUGCUAUCAUUAUUUCCACUCCCACUGCCUGGGUCGCUACGUCAGCCACUCAGAGGAGGAGCUCCGCCUCAGGGAGAAGGAGUUAGAGGAGGACAAGACCAGAGAGAGGACACACCCUCAGGAGCUGGCCGUGGUGUGUCCGGUGUGCAGGGAGCCUCUGGCGUACGACUUGGACGAGCUGCUGUCGUCUCCUGCCCCCCAGCUGCCCGAGUCAGACAAAGCAGCGAUUGGAUCUGAUUAUCAAGAGAAGUGGGCGGAGCUGCAGAAGGUCUUGCAAAGGCAGAGGUCUAAAGGCGGGGUCAUCGAUCGGGAGGUGGAAUCUAAUCGCUUUCUUAUCCACAUCAACGAGGCUCCGUCUGGUGCUGAAAAUGGAAACCUGGACGUAGACGUCUCCCCCGAACGUCCUACACCGUCCGCCACUAACCUUUCAUCUGAUGAGACUGGUGUCAGACCAGAUCACUCUGUACCUGGACUGUCCCACUGCAGAGGCGGACACAGCCAGAGGCAGCAGAACCGGACGAGGGGCCCAAGAAGAGGAGGCCGGUUCAGACGUCAGCAGGGGCGAAAUGCCGGGGCCGCCGUCACAGAACACCUGGAAAGACUUACUCUGUCCUCACUGGUGACGACCCGAGCUCAGGGUGAUCAGGUCCAUGUAGAGGCAGAAUUAUGUCGUCCAAAGGUGAGCAGAGAGGUCUACACAGAGCCGCAACAGGUACUGGUUUCUGCAGACGGUCAGCCCAUGUGUUUGGAAACUGAAUACCCGAGAGACGCUCCAGACUCUGUGGGUGGUCGUGGGUAUCGCGGCAGGAGAAGGGGUCCUCACCCAUCUGUCGCAAACAGCGGGAGCCCCAGAUACCACUGGGACGGGCGAGCUUCCAGAAGCAGAGGAGGGUCCAGUAACCUCCACAGUCGAGGAUCUGGACCUCAUUGGGGCCAUGGCAGGGGUGUCCAACAAAAGGUAGUGGGGAGAGAGAGGGUAAAGGACGAGGUGCUAUGACAAAGGGCAACAGGAGGGCAAAUGAACAAACGUAUGUGUGCCUCCAUUAUGAGUUUACAUAGAUUAGAGACCUGCAGCAGAAAUGACGUUCACUGUUGUGUCCUGUCCUCGUCCUGCGCUCCGGUUUCCCCUCUCAAGAACAUGACUAUCAGAAACGGAUGGUUGUUGUUUUUCAUUGUGGUGCAAUGUGACCUCAGACGACCACAAAUUAAAAUGCUCUCUGGACAUCA
This is a messenger RNA of Solea senegalensis (Senegalese sole), 1719 nucleotides long. RefSeq names its product ring finger protein 25 (gene rnf25). Bases 68 to 1489 code for a protein of 473 amino acids. Gene Ontology annotation, molecular function: protein binding; ubiquitin protein ligase activity. The transcript has 10 exons. The record is from RefSeq and is a predicted model, not a curated record. Gene Ontology annotation, cellular component: nucleus. Gene Ontology annotation, biological process: protein ubiquitination. NCBI's taxonomy places the organism in Eukaryota, Metazoa, Chordata, Actinopteri, Pleuronectiformes, Soleidae.